AGUUGUAUUUUGGUGAAAUCCAGAUAAGUUAUUUUAAACUGUUCUUAUAAAAGAUAACUUACAGUAGACUAAUAUUAAAUAUAAGCACAUUUUUCAGUAACUAUUCGGAUUAAAUGUUGACUUCAAUGUGCAAAUGACUAAUAAUCCUGACGGUCUCAACCUACUUCACCUUUAAUUAGUUUUAAAUAUAAUUAACUUCCUGUUUGAGCAGAGAUGCUUUUGUUUUGAAGGGACUAUUUCUUGUUUAACUGUUGGUGCAAAGGCAGCUUAGCAACAAUGAAAAGACAGAAGAUAAAUUAUAACGGGGCGUAAAAACUGCAGCUCCUGGACUGACGGGAAGUUUAUGAUGUAAAUAAGUUCUUGUUUUAAAUAUUGUGUGAUUUAAACUGUGUGAAUUUUAUUCUGAAGGAUUUUUGCUCUUCAGUAAAAUUUCUGGAUUUUCUUCCCACUGAAUGAAAAACAAAAACUGACCAGAAACACCUGCAGAUUUCCAUCCUUAAAAUAUAAAAAUGUCCACUAAACUUUAUAUUUCUGUCUGUCUGAUGAUGUAAUUUUUAAAUAUUAAAUGAUAGAUAAUUUGAUCAGUUAGUCAGUAUUUUUUAAUUGAGUGAUUUCUUGCCACUUUCUACUUUUACCUGAGUGAAACAUGUUGAAGUGUUGCUGCUUCAGACAAUAAACAUGUCGAGGGCGGAGCAUCAGCGGUAAAAACCCAUGACCUCAUCUGUGCCUCCGCUUUGUUUCUCCACCUGGAGCUGCAGCUCCUUCACCUGCCGCCUCAUCAGGAGCUGCUGCUGGUUUGUCCACCAUGGAAAAGGGAGGAGAGGCAAACGGAGCGGACCAGGAGCAGCCAGAGAACGGUCCAGACCAGGAGAAAGGAGGCCUUCUGUCUCUGCUUCAAAGGGAAAACUCAGAGACGGCUCCUGUCCCCAUGGACAGCAACGUCUUGCUGUCAAGGCCGCCGCGUCGCCCCGCCGGCGGCAGCACGCCGUUCACCAGGGAGAAGCUCUUCACGGCGGCGUCUCAGGGCGACGGCGCCCAGCUUCACGGCCUGCUGGACUUCCUGCAGCUUCACCGGAAACGGCUGACGAGCCCAGAGUUCAAAGAUGAAUCGAAUGGGAAAACGGCGCUGCUGAAAGCUUUUCUGAACCUGAAAGACGGCAGGAACGACACGAUCGAAGUCCUGAUGGACAUAGCAGAGAAAACCCUGGACUCUGAAAGCUUCAUCAACGCAGCGUACACAGAUCCUUCUUACAGAGGUCAGACGGCCUUGCAUGUGGCCAUUGAAAGACGAGCGCUGCACUACGUGAAGCUGCUGGUCCAGAAAGGAGCUGAUGUCCAAGCCAAAGCCAGCGGGACAUUUUUCCAGAGGAACGCAAAGCUGGGCUUUUAUUUUGGCGAGCUGCCGCUGUCUCUGGCCGCCUGCACCAACCAGCCAGAGGUUGUUUCGUUUCUCCUGGAGAACCCGCACCGCAGAGCCGACCCGGCCGACCGCGACUCGCAGGGGAACACCGUGCUGCACAUGCUGGUGGAGAUCGCAGACGACUCGGCGGAAAACACGGAAACGGUUGCAGAAAUGUACGACGAAAUCCUGGUUCAGCAGCACAAGCUGAACAGCAAAGUCCAGCUGGAGUCGAUGCAGAACAACGAAGGUCUGACUCCGCUGAAGUUAGCAGCCAAACUGGGCAAGAUCGGGCUUUUCCGCCACAUGUUGAAUCGAGAGUUCGUGGCUGAGGAGACGCGGCAGCUGUCCCGGAAGCUGACGGAGUGGGUCUACGGACCGGUCCACUCCUCUCUCUACGACAUGAGCGACAUGGACACCGACGAAAACAACUCGGUGCUGGACAUCAUCGUCUUCGGCAGCGAAAUCCCGAAUCGUCCAGAGAUGCUGCAGGUCGAGCCUCUCCGCAGCCUCCUGCAGGACAAAUGGCAGAGAUUCGCCUCCAAGCUGUUCCUCCUGAACUUCCUGUCUUAUUUGCUGUACCUGGCCGUUUUCACCGCGGCGGCGUUCAACAGAAAAGACGGACAGCCGCCGUUCCCGGUGGAAAACGUCCCGGCGGAUCACCUCCGCUGCCUCGGUGAGGUCAUCAGCGUCCUGGGAGCAGCCAGGUUUCUCUACAAAACUAUAAGCAUUUUCAGGAGGAAUCCCCCAAACAUCAGCUCUCUGUUUACUGAUGGAUUCACUGAAAUUCUGUUUUUUCUGCAGGCGGCCCUGCUGCUGCUGUGCGCGGUCUUGUACUGCUGCGGGCGGACAGAAUACGUCGGGCUGCUCGUCUUGUCUCUGGCUCUCGCCUGGAUGAAUGUUUUAUAUUACACACGAGGCUCCAGGCAGCUGGGGAUCUACAACGUCAUGAUGCAGAGAAUGAUCCUGGGCGACCUUCUGCACUUCUUAUGCGUCUACAUCGUCCUGCUUUUUGGGUUUUCAGCCGCCGUCUGCACCCUCAUCGACGACUCACCUGGAGGGAGUCCGACCUCCGGCUCGGCCCCCCGACGAAGUAACGUCGAAACGUUCAAAUGCGAGAAGCCGAGCUACAACGACAUCGGCUUCACCACGCUGGAACUGUUCAAGUUCACCAUCGGGAUGGGAGACCUGGAGUUCACCGACCACGUCCAGAACCAGACGGUCUUCUACGUCCUGCUCAUCUGCUACAUCGUCCUCACCUACAUCCUGAUGCUCAACAUGCUCAUCGCCCUGAUGGGGAACACGGUGGAGAGAAUCACGGAGCAAAGCCAAACCAUCUGGAACCUGCAGAGAGCGUUCACCAUCCUGGACAUGGAGAGGACUCUGCCGCGGUGGCUGAGGACGAAGCUGCAGUCCGGCGCGUCAGAGAUGGUCUGCGUCAGCAACGACCAGGACGACGCGCGGAGAUUCGUCAGAGUGACGGAAACGAACUGGAAGAAAUGGCGAUCGGAUCUCGGCGUUAAGCUGAAGGAAGAGCCUGCAGGUCAGCUGGCCGCACGAACCGAGGAGGAAACUUCUGGGAAUCCGUGGAACAUAAAUGUGCUUCUCCAGAGGAUUCGCUCCAGACGACGCCCACAGGACGACGCCCACGUUCUCUAACUCAAACUCUUAUUUUUAUUUCUCAGAACUCAACGUGAUUCUUCCGUGUCUUAAGAAACUUUAUUACAGGCGCAUUUCAUCACAUCUUUAAAAAAAAUGAAUGUAUUUCUAGACAAUUUCAAGCUAAUAUCUUGUAAAACUGAAUGUGUUUCUACUGUUUAUUUAAACAUGAACUGUGAAGGUGAUCAUGAUGCCAAGUGAAAACAUUUAAACGACGCGGCGCUGCUGGAAGGGAAAGCUUUUCUACUGACGAUUAAAUCAGUGAUUCUUGAGAAUAGGGACAAAACAGGUCCUAUGGAUAAAGCACAAAAUUUGAAUAAA
This is a messenger RNA of Poecilia reticulata (guppy), 3379 nucleotides long. Its product is annotated as transient receptor potential cation channel subfamily V member 1-like. Gene Ontology annotation, biological process: calcium ion import across plasma membrane. NCBI's taxonomy places the organism in Eukaryota, Metazoa, Chordata, Actinopteri, Cyprinodontiformes, Poeciliidae. Gene Ontology annotation, cellular component: plasma membrane. The record is from RefSeq and is a predicted model, not a curated record. Gene Ontology annotation, molecular function: protein binding; calcium channel activity.